GGCUUUUGCAUGUUACCCACAUUGUGCGCCUCGAUACACCCUUCACCAUCAAAUUGUCUUAGCAAUACACCCUCUCAUCAGAGUAUUGAAACAUACACACACGUUGGGCUGGUCAGGUAUGGUGCACUUAUUUUGUACGGACGGACUCAUUGUCUGUUGUGGUUUCUGGUUGUUGUAUUCCCCCCUUGUUGCGUUCUGUGCCUUUUACUCUUUCCUCAUACCCCUAUACCCCACAUUCGUUCAGGAGCCGGACUGGGAGCACCGACUUGAAGCUGGUGCGAUGGCUACGGACAUAGAAAGGAUUGGUCUCCAAGGACGAAAAUGAAUACCAUGUUUGUGAUCGUGUUUCCCCAUGAUUGCUUUCUUGCACAGACGACAGUGACUUUAGGUUCUUUCCGAUCGGUAACGCUC
This is a messenger RNA of Didymella exigua CBS 183.55, 411 nucleotides long. RefSeq lists its product as uncharacterized. Lineage: Eukaryota; Fungi; Ascomycota; Dothideomycetes; Pleosporales; Didymellaceae. The record is from RefSeq and is a predicted model, not a curated record. Bases 119 to 325 code for a protein of 68 amino acids. The transcript has a single exon.